AUGAAGGCAUAUUCUUGCAAAUCUUUUCGUUGCCUUCACGAACGUAGCAUUGCAGGCAGUAGCGCUUGCCGGAAGCCAAAAACGACAGAAACAAUUUGUGCGGGGCUCAACGCCCCUAAAGUUCUCUUCUUUAUUACACUGACGUUCGGAGAGCUUGCCAACGCCGUCAAUGGAGCCCGGAUCGUGUAUCCCAUGGUCAUCGAGGAAAGGUCGCUGGACGACAAGAAAGUAGUCCGCGUCGACGAGCAUUUAACCCUGCAUCUCUCGAAAAGUUCACUCAUUGGCGAUGAACUUUACGUGUCUUUGAAUCGAAACGGGAAAAGGAUCGAGCAAAGGCUAUCCGGGAGACGACUUUCGGAGCGGUUAUACCAUGACCGUAGGCACUUGGCCGCCAUAUCCUUGGAGAAAUCUGACGGAUUCUAUAAAAUGAGUGGACUGGUGAACGCAACGCACUCUAUCCAGCCGCUGGUUGCGAUGGCUCGGUCGCGAGGCGGCUCAAUGCCUCACGCCGUACGUGCCAUUCAAAAGCCACGCAUCGCCUCAAGGUCCAAUGGCAUCCCAAACUGUGAGAACUCCGGUGAUCCCGAAUGGUUCGAGAAACUGGAGAUGAAUAGUGAAUGGAUGUUUCAGCAUCACCACUGGCCCAAGGACACACUUUCGAAUGUGACUAUGCAGGCUAUUAUUGUGGCCGGAGCUGACCUCCUGAACACGAUAUUUGCCAGCCCAGUCAGGGAGGACCCACUGACGUACCUGAUCCUGUACGGCCAAUCUGUUGCCCUUCGACUUAAGGCACUGGAGUACCCAGGAAUUAACAUGAGGCUGACUGGCGUAUAUAGCGCACCUUAUUUUAUUGAGAACCUUAUACAGCAAGAGCAUCCACCAACGGUUCCUGUAACGAGAGCCAGCCUUCUAAUGUCGACGGGGGGUCUGUUGAAGGGUGGAACACCUCACGCCGAUGCUGACGUAGUCCUCUUUCUCACCAAGUGA
Messenger RNA from Ixodes scapularis (black-legged tick), 987 nucleotides. RefSeq lists its product as uncharacterized. The record is from RefSeq and is a predicted model, not a curated record. Bases 1 to 987 code for a protein of 328 amino acids. Lineage: Eukaryota; Metazoa; Arthropoda; Arachnida; Ixodida; Ixodidae. The transcript is spliced from 10 exons.